AUGACGCUGAAAUACCUCAUUGCCGGCGCCACGGGCGGCCUUGGCGCGGAGGUGCUCAACUACUUUGUUAAGAACGUCCCUGCUGCCGAAUACGCAGCGGGCUCGUCGCGAGAGUCGACACGGACAGAUUUCGAAUCGCGCGGUAUUGCUUUCAGACAUGUCAGCUACGAUGACCCGGCGACGCUAGAGAAGGCGUUUGCCGAUGUCGAGAAUGUGCUGUUCGUCAGUACGCCCACCUUUGACGUGGAGCGGCGUAAUAUACAGCACAAGAAUGUCAUCAACGCGGCGAAAAAGAUGAAUGUUAAACAUGUGUGGUAUACAUCGCUUGCGUUUGGGGGUUUGAAGAGCGACUCGAAAGCCCUGGUACAACAGUCCCACUAUGCAACAGAGCAAUGGCUGAAAGAGUCUGGAAUAAACUUCACCUCCAUCCGCGAAGCCGUCUACGUCGACGCCUUCCCCCUAUUCAUCAACUGGUACCCCGAGAGCAAGCGGAUUGCACUCCCCACCGACGGCCGCGUGUCACUCGCAUUGCGCAGCGAGCUAGGCGAGGCGACAGCACGCCUCAUGAUCCAGGGCGGGCAUGAUCGCGAAAUUGUCCUCCUCACACCGAACGAGUCUAUCACGUACUCGGAGCUCGUGUCUGUCAUCAACGAGACGACAGGUCGGCAGGUCAAGUUUGAGGUCGUCUCGGGCGAAGAGUUCGUGCAAUGGGCGGCGGAGAAAGACCCAGGAGGCAAGGAUGAGGCUUUCUUCCGCAUGGUGCUGACUUGGCACGAGUCUAUCGCGAAGGGGGAUCUUGCGACGACGGAUCCGUUGAUGGGAGAGGUGUUGGGGAGGGAGGCCACGACGCCGAAGGAUGCGGUGCGAAAGUUGCUAUUGGAGAACCCGGAUUAUACCUGGCAUCAGAACUACCCAAAACGGAAGUAG
Aspergillus terreus NIH2624 is the source of this 927-nucleotide messenger RNA. Its product is annotated as putative NmrA-like family protein. The transcript has 3 exons. Lineage: Eukaryota; Fungi; Ascomycota; Eurotiomycetes; Eurotiales; Aspergillaceae. The coding region runs from base 1 to 927 and encodes 308 amino acids. The record is from RefSeq and is a predicted model, not a curated record.